AUGGCUAAAGCAAUAUCACUGAACAAGACAGGAAAGGUCAGAGGAUCCACUCCUAAAGUAGCAAAGGCAGACAAACCAAAGCCAAAGAAAGGAAGAGCAGCAAAGAGAGCGCUAUACGAGAAGAGAAUGCAAAAGGGAUACUUUGAGGGAACCAUGAAGAUGAACUCCCAGGAAGUUAGAUAA
Nematocida minor is the source of this 183-nucleotide messenger RNA. Its product is annotated as small subunit ribosomal protein S30e. Gene Ontology annotation, molecular function: structural constituent of ribosome. The record is from RefSeq and is a predicted model, not a curated record. Bases 1 to 183 code for a protein of 60 amino acids. Gene Ontology annotation, biological process: translation. Lineage: Eukaryota; Fungi; Microsporidia. Gene Ontology annotation, cellular component: ribosome. The transcript has a single exon.